Molecule: messenger RNA, 996 nt
Organism: Arthroderma uncinatum
Lineage: Eukaryota; Fungi; Ascomycota; Eurotiomycetes; Onygenales; Arthrodermataceae
Exons: 1
Coding region: 1-996 (331 amino acids)
Source: RefSeq, a predicted model, not a curated record
AUGACUUUCGCAGACUCUUUCCUUUCCGGUUUCUCAACCGUGCAUAACUCGAUAGGAUACAAGAAGGGGUAUAAUUUUAUCCUAUGGUUCAUCUUCGCUGGUGCCCUCUUUGGCUUUACUCUUGCCCGAUUUUCUUUCCUGAACUUCGCUAUCUUUGAGGCUGAUGCAGUCCCCGGACAAUGGUACUUCACGCGCAUGGGCCGUGAUCGAGUUGGCCUCCUCAUGCAUUUAGCCGCCGUGCUUCCAUGCGGCAUCCUUGUGAUAUUCCAGUUUAUUCCGAUAAUUCGACACAAAUGGAUCCUGAUCCAUCGUAUCAACGGCUACAUCAUCUUCGUCCUGCUUCUUAUCUCGCAUGCGGGCGCUCUCAUGAUCAUGGAACACUCCUUCGGCGGCGGGGUUGACAUUCAAUCUGCGGUCAUCACGGUUGUCAUCGCAUGUACAGUCAGCUUCUCGCUCGCACUUUACAACAUUCGCUGCAAGCAACUCGAGCAGCACCGCGCCUGGAUGCUCCGCACUAUGUUUUACAUGGGCUGCAUUAUCACCAUUCGAAUCUGUCUCAUCAUCUCGGCUUCAAUUCUUGGCGCUCUCCCCAAUCUGCGUUAUGAUGUCUGGUCGUGCGAUCAGGUCCAAUUCACGUUCAUCGAUGGCGCCGCUGAUGCCGUUACCGCCGCCGCAAAAUUAGCAAAACUAUUCCCACAAUGCACCGCUCCCAACUCAACGGAUAUAAUGGUCGCAGUUCCCGCUUCCCUUACCCUGAGCAACCCUGUUUCAGCUGGUGCGGCGUUCAACCUCAGCUUUGGUCCAGCAAUCUGGAUAUCGUUUAUGCUCCAUGCCCUUGGCGUUGAGAUCUACCUCCGUCUUACUCCAAAGGAAGCAGCACGCCUCCGUGCAAUCAGUUAUGAGCGUCAACUAGCAGCCGGCUAUAAAAAUCCUGGCAGCGCAGGAUUAGUUGUUGAAAAACUAGGGGAUGCUGAUCCAUGGAAGGGUCCCAUUUAG